AUGAGGUUCGUGACGGAACUUGUUGCGCUCGCCGAGCUCCUACGUCCGUCCGUCCCGUCCCGAUCCCUCGCAGCAGAGGCUGCUUGGCCACAACACUCCGUCGACACCGAUCGCUUUCUACUUCAGCUCGAUUUGGGAAAGGGCCGACAACGGCGGACGAGUGUCGCAUCGCCAUUUGUCUGCCCCGAGGGCAUCCACGCUUCCUGUCAACUCGCCACCGUUUUCUCGCUUGUCGGAGACCAGCUCUACGCCGACAAGCGACUAGUCGCCACGGAUGGCGUGGUCAAGCAGCAGCCCCUGGUCGAGGAUCCAGCCCCGAGGCGUGCCAACAAGAGUAUCGCCAACGGAUUUCAGCUGUUUGGCAAUGUUCUGAUCUGGAGGCAUGCGCAGUUCCCCGGUGGAAGCGCUACCUUUUGUCUGUCGACGUCCAAUACGAUCGUGGCCGUCUUCCACCCGACGAGUACCCCGGCUGGUUGCAUCCCUGUCGAGCUCGUGUACGCCUCCUAUGCUCAAUGCUCCCCACCCGUCUCCAUCAUGAUCAACGUCGCGUCGGCCGACGAAGGCUCCUUUCGAUCGGCGGAACGAGUGGAACCGGGCGCAUCCGACACAUCGAGGGGGGCGCUGCUCGCCGGCCCAGACAUGGUGCGGAAUACACCACUUGAGGGUGCGGCCGGGUCGGCUAGGGCAUCAACGUCAAGUUGGCCGGGCCUGCCGGUCGUUUCGGAGCCAAAGUCUGCCGACGGAAAUAGCCCGUGGGCCAUGGCAGGGCAGGCCAGUACUUCGAGGCCGCUUUUGGAGCAUGCGGUCAUUGCGGGCGCUGCUAAUUCCCACAUGCCACUUCAAGGUCAUGCAGUAGGGGCACCGAGACUGCUCUCUCCAGGACCCAACACCCCUGGCCUAGCUGGCCUUGCAGACAGUCCAGCUCCGGGGACAGUCGUCGCCACCGCCCCGGGAGCGCCGGGAGCGCCGGGAGCGCCGGGGGGUUCCACUAGUGGUCCUCCGGGACGUGAUGGCCGUGAUGGCCGAGAUGGGCCUCCUGGGGAAGCAGGUAAAGUGGGAGAGAAUGGAGCGAACGGCGAGAACGGCAUCAACGGCAUCAACGGCAUCCACGGCCAGAAUGGUCGGCAUGGUCGGAACGGUUCACCCAGCGCAUCCGGGAACAGCACUUUCAUUCAUUUUCAGGGCCCUCCAGGACCAGCAGGUGCCAACGGUGCGACGGGCGCACAGGGACUGACGGGCGCACCAGGGCAGGCCGGUGACAAGGGCCAGGCUGGUCCUGCGGGCCGAAAGGGAGCCGACGGGGCCCAAGGACCGACGGGCGCACAAGGUCAAGCCGGCGAGAAGGGCGACAAAGGGGACAAGGGCGACCCGGGCCAGGCUGGUCCUGCGGGCCGGAACGGAACCGACGGUGCCGAGGGCGGUGCCGAGUACACGUCGACGUAUGGCUACCUCGGCUGCUACGUUGCCAACCCGGACCUCAAUUACGGCAUCGCCCCGUUCACGGCGCAAAAGGUGCUGACUACCUCGGUCGAUGACUGUGCCACCUACUGCGCCAACCAGCCUGCCGGUCGGACGCUGUACUUUUCCCUCGGCACCAGUCCAGAGGGCAGGUCGAUGUGCUCGUGCGGAAACGCGCUCAACGCCUACAACUAUCGUUACGUCGGCAUGGACUUUCACUGUUCUACCCUCUGCAACUUUGACGCACCGUCGACGGACUACUGUGGUGGCCAGUUCGGGGCGAGUCCGCUCGUCGUCGUCUUCGGCGCCAUCUAG
Messenger RNA from Drechmeria coniospora, 1773 nucleotides. RefSeq lists its product as uncharacterized. Lineage: Eukaryota; Fungi; Ascomycota; Sordariomycetes; Hypocreales; Ophiocordycipitaceae. The transcript is spliced from 3 exons. The record is from RefSeq and is a predicted model, not a curated record. The coding region runs from base 1 to 1773 and encodes 590 amino acids.